Molecule: messenger RNA, 4833 nt
Organism: Trematomus bernacchii (emerald rockcod)
Lineage: Eukaryota; Metazoa; Chordata; Actinopteri; Perciformes; Nototheniidae
Gene: mrc1a
Product: mannose receptor, C type 1a
Exons: 30
Coding region: 75-4382 (1435 amino acids)
Molecular function (GO): signaling receptor activity
Source: RefSeq, a predicted model, not a curated record
UCAUUGUUGCUCCAUGUCGCACACCUUAGCACACACCGGACCCCUUCUCUCAUGACUGGAAAACUUUAAGGAUAAUGUUACCCUGUUUGAAUGUUGCUGUGGUCCUCUGUCUCCUGCAAGUCCUCUGCAUCACUGCAGACAUAGACAGUGGCACCUUCCUGAUCUUCAAUGAGAACCACAGCAUGUGCAUGAAGGUGGAGAGUGCCACCUCCCUAACGGUGGCCAGAUGUGAUCCUCAUGCCAAGGAGCAGCAGUUUCGUUGGGCCUCCGAAUCGCGCGUCCUCAGUCUGUCCCAAAAGCUCUGUAUGGGGGCCACCGAGAUUAAAGACUGGGUGAAGGUGCGCCUCUUUGAAUGUGAUGAGAGCAAUAAGCUACAACACUGGCAGUGCAAGAACGAGACCCUGUUUGGCCUACAAAACAAAGACCUGCACUUAAACUGGGGCAACCGCAAUGAGAGGAGCAUAAUGAUCUACAAAGGCUCGGGGCUCUGGAGCCGCUGGAGAAUAUACGGCACCCAGGGUGACCUGUGUUCAAAGGGGUUUCAAGAGGUUUUCACAUUAGGGGGCAAUGCCUUCGGAGGCCCCUGUCAGUUCCCAUUUAGUUUUCAGGAGAAGUGGUACGCUGAGUGCACAAAGGACGGUCGCUCAGACGGACAGCUGUGGUGUGCAACAGAGAGAGAUUACGAUAAGGCGAAGAAGUGGGGCUUUUGUCCCAGUCAAGCAUCCUCAGGUUGGGACACUGACCCGGUCACAGGGGUUCAGUAUCAGAGGAACGCACAGUCAGUGCUGACCUGGAGUCAGGCCAGGAAGAGCUGCCAGCAGCAGGGAGCCGACCUCCUCAGCAUUGUAGAGCUGCAUGAGCAGUCGUACAUUUCAGGGUUGACAAAUAAUUUGGGAACAUCUCUGUGGAUUGGACUGAACAGCUUGGACUAUGAGAGUGGAUGGCAGUGGAGCAACGGAAACCCCUUCAGAUAUUUAAACUGGGCUCCAGGUCACCCUUCAUCAGAGCCCGGGCUCACCUGUGCAACCCUAAAUGUUGCAAAAGCGUCAAAAUGGGAGAGCAGCGCCUGCACCAAGAAACUUGGUUAUAUUUGUCGCAAGGGAAACUCUACCAGCCUGCCUCCACCACCAGUCAAAAACCAGCCCAGCUUCUGCCCCAGUCACUGGGUGCCAUAUGCAGGAAACUGUUACUACAUGCAGAGGACUAAGAAGAUGUGGAGGGAGGCUUUGGAUGCGUGUCACAAAGAGGGGGGAGAUCUGGCCAGCAUAAGCAAUAUAGAAGAGCAGAGCUUCGUAAUAUCUCAAUCUGGAUACUUGCCGACAGAUGAGCUUUGGAUUGGCCUCAAUGAUCAGAAGAACCAGCUGCUGUUUGAAUGGUCCGAUCACUCCCACGUUACCUUCACCCAGUGGCAGCCUGGGGAGCCGUCUCAUGCCACCAACCUACAGGAAGACUGUGUCCUCAUCAGAGGAAAGGACGGGAGGUGGGCUGACCACUCAUGUGAGAAGGCGUAUGGAUACAUCUGUAAGAGUAAGGCCUCGACUAAACCAGCUGAAGGCGCCCAAGAGGAAGCCAACCCAGGAUGCAAACUUGGCUCAAUCAGGUUUGGUUCUUAUUGUUACAACAUUGGAUCUGAGUCAAAAACCUUUGAUGAGGCACAGCGGGCAUGCUCAGAGACUGGCGCUCACAUGGUGGAUGUGACUGAUAGAUAUGAGAAUGCCUUCUUGGUCAGUCUGGUGGGUUUGAGACCAGAGAAGUAUUUCUGGACAGGUUUAUCGAACACAGCCAACAUUAACACUUUCUCGUUGACCACCAAAAGAAAAGUCACAUUUACUCAUUUCAAUGUGGGCAUGCCAGACAGACACCAAGGAUGCGUCGCAAUGACAACUGGCAUUUUUGCUGGAUUAUGGGAUGUUGUCAGCUGCAGCAACAAGGAGAAGUAUGUCUGUAAGAAACUAGCAGAAGGGGUACCUGUGACAACAGUCGCACCUACCACCCCCGCCCUCAGCUGUGAUGCUGGCUGGACCCCCGUGGGCAAGAGGAAUUUCUGCUACAAACUUUACAAAGAAACAGCGGACCGUAAGAAGACUUGGCAGGAAGCUCUGGACUUCUGUAAGGCCAUUGGUGGGGACCUGAUGAGCAUACACAGUAUGGAGGACAUGAGCAACGCUCAGUUUCGUUCCGCUGACGGAGCCUGGAUCGGCCUCAGUCUAGGUACCAAUGCAGGUUUUGGAUGGAGUGAUGGAUCGUCUUUCGAAUUUGAGAACUGGGCCUUUGGGGAACCAAAUAACCACAAUGAUGAUGAACACUGUGCAGAAGUCCACUCUUACUACGGACGGCACUGGAAUGAUCGGCAGUGCGAGUCCUACAAUGACUGGAUCUGCCAGAUACGCAAAGGUGUGACUCCGAAACCGGAGCCUGUCAAAUUGACACAAGUAUACAACAUCACAGAAGAUGGCUGGAUUAUCUGCAAUGACACACAGUAUUUAAUCAACAAUGAUAAUCUCGACAUGGAAGCUGCUCGAGCCUUCUGCAAGAAGGGCUUUGGAGAUCUUGCAGUCAUCACAGGGGAGAGUGAGAGGAAGUUCCUUUGGAAACAGGUAGCAAAAACCGGAGGACAGUUCUACAUUGGCUUGUCAGUGAAUUUGGACAAAUCAUUCAGCUGGAUUGAUGGCUCCCCUGUAUCAUACACUGCAUGGGAACAGAAUGAGCCCAACUUUGCUAAUAAUGAUGAAAACUGUGUGACUUUAUACAGUAGCAUGGGGUACUGGAAUGAUAUUAACUGUGGCUUGGAGCUACCUUCUAUUUGCAAAAGAAGCAGUAACUUUAUUAAUACAACGAUGGCCCCAACCACUAUUCCUAAGGGAGGAUGUUCACCUGAGUGGCUAGCUUUCCAAGGAAGGUGCUAUAAGAUAGUCGUGGGGAGUGACAGUAAGGACUGGCAGGAAGCCAGGACACACUGUGUUAACCAGGGAGGAAAUCUGGUUUCUAUCACCAACGAUAGAGAGCAAGCAUUCCUGACAACACAGAUGCUGACAUACAAUGAGGACUUCUGGAUUGGCAUGAAUGAUGUCAACUGGGAGAUGCACUUUGUGUGGACGGACGGCAAAGGCAUUUCAUACACCAACUGGGCAAAAGGGCAUCCAACAACAUUGCCUCAAGGACGAUUCGCAUUUAUGGACGAGACAUUUGACUGUGUGAUUAUGGUGGGCAGCGUCUCCAAAAUAACAGGAUCCUGGAAGGUGGAAGACUGUCAAGCAAAACAUAGCUUCAUCUGUAAAAGAAACAUUGACUCUCAGAUCGCAGUCGCAGCCACAACUGUGUUACCAAAGGCUUUCUACAAACUUGGCAAUGACUCCUACAAAGUGGUGGGCGAGAAGAUGAGAUGGGAUGAGGCGAGGAGGCAGUGCCAAGCCGACGAUGCUGAUCUGGCCAGUAUCCUGAACCCUGUCACUCAGGCGUACAUCACACUGCAGGUUUCCAAGCUCAAAGAGCCUGUGUGGAUCGGCCUCAACAGCAAUGUGACUGAUGGGCGGUUCAAGUGGGUCGAUAACUGGAUGAUGUCAUAUACCAAAUGGGGCACAAAUGAGCCUAUAAACAACUUUGCGUGUGUGUACAUAGACGUGGACAAAACAUGGAAGACUGCACCGUGUACCAACACGUACUUCUCCCUUUGCAAGAGGUCACCAGAUAUAGCACCAACUGAGCCCCCACAACUUCCCGGCAACUGUCCAGAAACAAAGAAACAAAUAUCCUGGAUACCUUUCAGAGGCCAUUGUUAUUCCUUCCUCAACUCAAUGUUGGACAACUGGGCCCAUGCCUCCGUUGAAUGUCUGAAAAUGGGUGCUUCUCUGGUGAGUAUUGAGGACCACCAGGAGGCUUUGUUCAUACAACAGUACCUGGAGCUCCUGCACGACGAUGCCAGGUCCUUCUGGAUCGGCCUCUUCAAGAGUCAUGAAGGUGAGUGGAUGUGGAUCGAUAACAGUGUUGUGGACUACGUCAACUGGAAAAAAGGGAUGCCAAAGUCAGAUUUAUGUGUGGACAUCGACUCUGAAAGUGGACAGUGGAGUACAACCAGCUGCAGAAGAUACAGGUCAUACGUCUGCAAAACAGCCAAAGUUAUUACACCUACCGAAAAGCCACCAUUUGUUGCGAAAGUGGUUAAAGAAGCUUCUCAUGGUUCCGCUGGCAUCACUAUUGCUGUGGUGUUGGUUGUAAUCGCUGUAGUUGGACUCAGUGCCUUCUUCAUCUUCCGUAAACAGAUACACAUCCCAGUCUUGACAGAAAGCACUUUUGACAACAAGCUGUACUUCAACAAUCCAAUCCGAGCGCCUGUAGACACCAAGGGUCUGGUGGACAACAUAGAGCAGAAUGAACAAGCUUAGAAAGGCAUGAUCUGUAGUAAUCCCCACUUUGACAAUGAUAUGAUUAUGCUUUCAUGUUUAAAAUUACUGUAACUGGGAACUUAAUCUCAACCAAACCCGAUUGUGUUUUUAAAGAGGACUGGAUGAAUGAUAAUGAUUCCUCACUAUUAUAUAAUAAUUCAUACAAGCACUGGCACAGCACUACGUGAAUUAGAUAUAAUAUAAGUGAAAGAUCUAUAGCAAAUUUUACAUGAUUGUGAUUUGUGAAAUGUGUACAGUUUAUUUUUUACUUUGACCAAUUAAGAUAAUCAAGAACAUGUGUAGACCAAAUGCCAGUUUAAGAUAAACACUUCAAAAUGUGAUAAUGCAAUUAUCAGAUUUUUCUCCACUGUGAUGCUUUUUCUUUUUCUUCAUUGGCUUACAAUAUUGUAAAUAGAUGCUGAAUAAAAUAAAUGAAAUGUAUACAACUGAA